CUCCACAGACUCGACCGAAACAUCACUUCCGUCUAAAUCACAUUACGAUUUCCGCGCGCGAAUGAAUGCAACGAAGCUACUGCUAGUAACUUAGUGCAUUCAAGAUGGUUUAUCUGUUGUUUUCUUUUAAUUAUAUGCACUUAGCAAGAAACUUGUUGUUUGAUUUAUGACAGCGAUACCUGUUUGUUCAUGUUUUGCACAUCUGAUUUCAAUGACAAGUUCGGAAUUAAAGCUGCCUGUCAACUCUAUUUGGGUCACGAGCACAAGUGACCCACCACAGUGAGCUCGAGGACUGUUAAACCUGUUCUUGUUUGUUCGUUGUUACUAGUUAACUAGCGAGUUAACCUAGCUUGUAUUUACUGAAGGAGUACGGUCUUAUUCUGUUACAAGACCAUGUCAAAAGGAGACAGAGAAGACUUUGUUGUAAAGUUUGUAGAAGUCAAUGGACGCAAGACAGACCUUGAUGUCAAGGCCUACGAGGCCAUCUUGGCUCUUCAGUCGGAGAAAUACUUGAAGACCAUUGACGAAGAGACUGCAUUACAGCUGGACCAUAAUGACAAGUCUUUGUUCGUCUUCAGUAGCUUCUCUACUCCCGCAUUCCAGCACUGCAAAGAGCUGGGCUGUCGAAUGGUGAGUCCCCUGGUGGUGCUCUUCUGUCUCCAGCAGCAGCGCUGUGUUCCCAAAGCAGAGCUGCCUGUCUACAACAUGGCCAUGGCUGAUGUCACCAUUUCCUGCACCAGCCUGGACAAAGAGGCUCGAACUGAUGUGAUGGACUUGGUGCAGCUGAUGGGAGGCCGGGUCUAUCGAGACCUCAACGUGUCUGUGACUCACCUGGUCGCCGGUGAGGUGGGCAGUAAGAAGUACCUGGUGGCCGCUAGCCUGGGGAAGCCCAUUGUGCUGCCUAGCUGGGUCAAAACCUGCUGGGAGAAAUCACAGGACAGUUUAUUCCGACACACCGACCUGCCCAUAGAGGAUUAUUUGUGCCCUGUGCUCCGUGGCUGCACAAUCUGUGUCACAGGCCUCUCCUCGAUGGAACGCAAGGAGGUGCAGAGGCUCUGCCAGCAGCAUGGAGCCAGCUACACCGGACAACUCAAGAUGAAUGAGUGCACCCAUCUCAUUGUCAGCGAGCCCACAGGUCAGAAAUACGAGUGUGCACGGAAGUGGAACAUCUUCUGUGUGUCUUUACACUGGCUGUUUGACAGCAUCGAGAAGGGCUUCUGCCAAGAUGAAAGCCGGUACACUGUGGAGAGAGGUGUUCAGAAGGCCACCAAGCCCCACACCUCCACCCCCACCGGCACCAGCUCAAAGAGAGAGGAAGGUGCGUCUUUACUGGGGUUGAGCCACAUCUCUGUGAACAAUAGCAGAACUGUGAAUGACACUGCCAUGACCAACGCUACAGAGAGCCGCCUGGACACGCCAGAUCCCAUCGAUGCGCUGGACAUCACCGUCUGCACCUCAGAUGACUUACUGGACGGAUGCAAGUUGUUUCUGUGUGGCCUGCCAGGAAAGAAGUUGGAGAAGCUCCGUCGUCUGGUCAACAUGGCAGGGGGCCUGCGGUUUAACCAGGCUAGCGAGGAGCUCACUCACGUGGUUAUGGGAGAGAUCGAUCAGGACAUCAAAACCUUCCUGGCCAAAGCCACACACAGGCCUUAUGUGGUGACAGUGCAGUGGCUGUUGGACAGCUUCUCCAGAGGCAGCCGACUCCCUGAGGGGGACUACCACCACCCGGCCUGUCUGCCUCCUGUCCCGGAAGCAGUGGCCAUGCCUGCUCCUCGCGCCUCUGCCUCCCGCGCCUCCGCCUCAGAAGCCCCCGCUGCCUCUGAGCCAGCUACCCCCCAGCACCGGAAGGCAGAGGAGGACAUGCUGUCUCAGUACAUGGACGAGGACCCCACCGUGGUGGAGAUGCCUCAACCGGCUGACAGUUCUGCAGCAACGGAGGAACAGUCCUGGGUCUCUGCCCCAGACCCGCCUAGCGCCGCGUCACGGGCCAGUGCCGACUCCACCAUGCAGGAGCCCAGCCAGGCGGGCCUGUUUGUGGGGAAACGCUUCCUCCUGGUGGGCUUUGGGGCCGAGGCGGAGGCCCAGCUUUCCAUGCUGGUGACGGAGAACUGCGGGAAGGUCCUGGUGAGGCGCUCCCGAGCCGUGGCCGACUAUGCCGUGGUGCCACUGCUGGGUUGUGAGGUGGAGGCCACUGUGGAUGAGGUGGUGACAGACACCUGGCUGGCAAUGUGUGUGGAGCAGCAGUGUGUGUUGGAGCUGGCCUCCCACCCCCUGUUCAGCCCCGUGCCCGUUAUGGAGGGCCAUUCCCCCCUCAGUGACUGUGUCCUCUCAGUCAGUCAGUUCACUGGGGCCGAGAGGGAGUCCCUGGUAGAGUUGGCUAAACACCUAGGAGCCAGUGUCCAGGACUACUUUGUGCGUGCGGCCAACAAGAGGAAGGGCAUGCUGGCCAGUACUCACCUAGUUCUGCGGAGCCCCGAGGGCACCAAGUACCAGGCGGCCCAGAAGUGGGGGCUGCCCUCCGUCACCCUGCGCUGGGUGCUGGAGUCUGCCAGGACAGGCCUGAGGGCGGAAGAGAGGCACUUCCUGGUGGAUUUGCCACCCUCUCCAGAGAGAGAGGAGAGUUUUGUGGGGGGCUCACAGAAGCCAUCUAUGCCCCCUCCCUUGUCCAUGAACAAAUCUCCAGAAAUCCCCCUGCUGGGCCCCCAGAGCGGAGCUGGGGUCACUCCCCUUGACGUGGGACGUUUUCAAAGUAAGGUGUUUCGCUCUGUGCUGGAGCAAGGAGGAUGUGAGGAAGAUUCUACCACCCCUGGACUCCAAGAGGGGGGCAGAAAAGCAGGGGGUGCAAAAGACUCCCCCGCCCUGCAGUUGGACACCCCCUCUCGCUUUCUCUGUCGAGACCAGCUUUUCAGACCCAAUUUUAAUGUCAAGGAUGCGCUAGCAGCGUUGGACACACCUGGGGGCAGGACUGAGCAGGGUCCGGUCGUGACCCCGCUGUCAGAGGUAAUUGGGAGGAACCUCAAGGUGGCCCUGGCCAACAGCACCCGAGGUAACGCCCCUGACCUCCAGGCCCUCAGCGCUAGCCCCCAGCUCAGAAAGGACGCCCACAAAAAGGUGGAGGAGGCUGCUCCGCUGGCUGGCGUGGUGAUCUGUGUCAGCAAGAAGCUGAGCAAGCAACAGGGGGAGCUCAACGCCGUAGCCGCUUCACUGGGAGCAGACUUCAGGUGGUCAUGCGAUGACACUGUGACCCACUAUAUCUACCAGGGCCGUGCCGGGGACAACACUCGGGAGUACCGGGGUGUGAAGGAGAGACGGGUGCACGUGGUGUCCCAGCACUGGCUACAGGCAUGUGCUGAGGAACAGACGCACGUCUCCGAAUCGCUCUACCCGUUCACCUACAACCCCAAGAUGAGCUUGAACCUCAGCCGGGUGCCUCCUGAUAGUAGCCAGAGGUGUGCCCCUGCCACCCGCACCUCCCUACCCCGGUUCCCCCUUCAAAGCCAAGAGGAAAACACCAGACAGCCUGAAGACACUGUGGAAGAUGCCACCAUGUCUCAUCUUGUCAAUGAAAGAGAGACAGAUCGGGAGCCGAGCCAGGACAAUGCAGAGAAGAGAGACCUGUGUGAAACCCUGGAGAUGAGGGAGAACCUUCAGAGGCAGUUGCAGGAGAUCAUGUCAGCCACCAAGAUUACAACGGGCAGGCGGUCCUCGGCCCGCCUCACCCGGCUGGGCUCUGGAGGGGCCGACUCCCGUCCGCAGACACCCGACGGCCAGGCCCGUGUGGGCCGCAAUGCAACUGGCCGGCGCACCCUGGAGGCACUGAGAAUAUCUCGCCAGGCAGUAAUGGAUGUGAACACAGAGCCGUCACAGAUUGAGCAGAUCGUCUGGGACGACCCCACGGCACGCGAGGAAAGGGCCAAGCUGGCUGACAACAUGCAGUGGCCUGGCAGCCCCUCCCAACAUUCGGAUCCCCUUGCUGUACCCCAAGCAGCACCCCCUUCUCACUUGGAACACGCCGGGAACCCCCUCAGGGACUCCAUGACCGACUCAGAGCUGGUGGAAAUGGCGGCCUGUGAUGUUAUUGACCAGCAGAUGGGCCAGAGGCUGAUGACCCCGCCGGUGGAGGAGCCGGAGCCAGACCUCCUCACGCCUAAAGCCCCCAGCAUCGCCUUCCCCCUCGCCAACCCUCCUGUUCCCCCAGGGCCACAGAUGGAGGAGGAGGAGGAGGAGAAGAGUGAGGCAGAGAAGGAGCCUCCUAGAUUCCAGCUAUCCUCCCUUAACCCCCAGGAGAGGAUAGACUACAGUGCCCUUAUAGAGGAGCUCGGUGGUGUGGUGCUGGACAAGCAGUGCUUUGACCCCAGCUGCUCCCACAUCAUCGUGGGGAACCCGCUGAGGAAUGAGAAGUACCUGGCAGCCAUGGCAGCCGGGAAGUGGAUCCUGCACCGCUCCUACUUGGAGGCCUGUCGCUCAGUGGGUCACUUCCUCCAGGAGGAUGAGUACGAGUGGGGCAGCAGCUCCAUCCUUGAUGCCCUACCUUCCGUUACCUCGCAACAAAAGAGGCUGGCCUUGGCUGCCAUGCGCUGGAGGAAGAAACUGCAUGACCGCGCGGACCAGGAUGGUGCGUUCAGCGGUUGGACCGUCAUGCUGAACAUUGACCAGAGCAGAGAGUCGGGGUUCAGGCGACUACUGCAGUCUGGUGGGGCAAAGGUGCUCCCCAGUCCCUCUCCGUCUUUCUACAAGGGAACCACCCACUUGUUUGCGGAGUUCAGUCGGUUGAAGCCAGGAGACUUCCGGGUGGAUGUGCCAGAGGCCAUGUCCCAGGGGGUCAAAUGCCUUAAGCCGGAAUUCAUCGCAGACUACCUCAUGCAGGAGCCUUCACCACCUGUAGAAUUGUAUUAUCUGCCAGAAGCUGCCCAGUGUCUGCCAGAGGGCUCAGUGGACAGCCGUGCCACCCCAACCCGCAAGCGGAAAGCAUCAGGAGAUUCCUCUAAGCUGAAGAAGACCCGUCUGAAGUGAAAACUUCAAUUUAUAGUCAGCUAGUUCUGCUGAAAGGUGGUGGACUAGAAGGGACAUAGGGUGCCAUUUUGGAUUCAGGCCAUAAGACAUGCUGCUGCAGCUGAGGAACCUAAUGAGAGAGACCUCUGGAAGAACAUUCCCACAACAAUGCGCUGUUGCCUUGGAAAUGACGAG
Molecule: messenger RNA, 5187 nt
Organism: Esox lucius (northern pike)
Lineage: Eukaryota; Metazoa; Chordata; Actinopteri; Esociformes; Esocidae
Gene: topbp1
Product: DNA topoisomerase II binding protein 1
Exons: 28
Coding region: 394-5013 (1539 amino acids)
Biological process (GO): mitotic G2 DNA damage checkpoint signaling; DNA replication initiation; mitotic DNA replication checkpoint signaling
Source: RefSeq, a predicted model, not a curated record